Psilocybe cubensis is the source of this 1527-nucleotide messenger RNA. RefSeq lists its product as uncharacterized. The transcript has 6 exons. Gene Ontology annotation, cellular component: mediator complex; core mediator complex. The record is from RefSeq and is a predicted model, not a curated record. Gene Ontology annotation, molecular function: transcription coregulator activity. The coding region runs from base 1 to 1527 and encodes 508 amino acids. NCBI's taxonomy places the organism in Eukaryota, Fungi, Basidiomycota, Agaricomycetes, Agaricales, Agrocybaceae. Gene Ontology annotation, biological process: regulation of transcription by RNA polymerase II.
AUGACAAACUCCAACGCCGUUGCUGGCCCUUCGUCCAUGCCGUCUCUCAUCCCCCACUACUCCAGUUCUCCGUCACCGCCGCCCCCAGCCCACCACUACCCACGCCCUCCCACUCCGCCCCUCCUCUUUCUACCCCCCGCCCCAGGUGUCCGCCAGCAGCCUAAGCAGCAUCUCGAAAGCACACAGGACCUCCUCGCCCGAUUUCACCUCCACCCCGCCUAUGACAAAUACGUUCGUCCUCUCGUCACCCCAGGCGACGACUUCGCGUCAGCUCCCACACACGAUCAGCAUGCACCUCCAGUCGACGGUGCCACAGAGAGGCUGGAUAAAGGAAAAGGGAAGGAGCGGGAUCCGGCCACAGCAGCAGUCACCCCAGGUCCCUCAGGUGCUACAGAGGCGGAUCACGCCGAUGGCCCCGAUGCUGACGACGACGAUGCUGCCGGGGGCAAGGGAGAGAAGAAAAAGAAGAACUCGUAUAAGCAUUUAAUCAAGGGUCUGCCUGGCAAGCAUUCGUUCAAAAAGGACGAAGAGCUCACCAAGAUCAUGCUCGCACCACCAAAACAACGCAUGCGUAUACUGCAAUUUGAUGCGAAAACUCAAGAAGAUGCAUUCACAGUAAGCGCAGAAGGCUUAAAAGGCUGGAAUAUCAACGCCCUCGUCCUCGAAUCCGCACAGGCCCGGGAAGACCGGAAAAAGAGAAAAGAGGCCAGGCGGCUCGCCAAACUGCAGCAAGCGCAGGCGCAGGCAAACGGAGUGGCCCUCCACCAUGCCGACUCCACUACAGGCGCAUCAACGCCUCAACCAUCUUUUGCUGGCACAACCCCUGGUGUGUCAACGCCCGGCGUAGCGCAACCUCAACCGGUAAAAGCAUCCAUGCAGGCGAGUGCAGGCGUUGGUGGUUCAGGUAUAAAGAAACCGGGUGGAAUUGUGCCCGGGAGAACGGGGACUCCUCGGACAGCGGCUGGAGCUGGUGUCGGUACUCCGAGACCUGUAUCCGCGGCCCCUCAAACUACGGUCGCUGUACCCAGCCCUGUUAUUGCUGCUCAGGCGUCAGUUGGUGGAGGCUCAGGCGUGGCUGGUGGGCCUGCUACAAUUCCAAGAUCGACAUCCACAAUUCCCAGGCCGGGGUCCGCUGUUCCAAGGCCGGGAUCAACCGUUCCAAAACCUGGGAGUGUACCCAUGAAACAACAGCAACCGUUGAGAUCGGGAACGCCGAUGGAUGUGGAUCAGCAGCGAGGGAAGAAGAGGGAGAGAGAUGACGGUGGUACAGUGAAUGGCGCAGUUAACGGGAAUGGGAACGGCGCGCAUAUGAAUGGUCAUAAUGGGCACAGCACGGCGAAUGGUACACAACAGUUUCAUCCUGGUCAUCAUGCUCUCAAUUCGAAAGCUGGUACGGGGAAUAUACGACCGAGGCCCAUCAAGAAGCAGAGAAUGCUUAGCAGGGUUGCUGUUACGAAGGAUAUGCAAGGACAAGCGAGAGAUGUCAAUGGACCAGUGCAGCAGCAACCAACGCCUCAAGGGGUUUGA